AUUGGAGGAGGUUCCAUUCCAUUCUGUUGUUUAGCUUCGUAGCAUAGCCCCACCGACCAGCCCCAGCUUACCUCCUCCUCCUCCUCCUCCUCCUUCAUAGCUCAUUUUGUCCGCUCCUCUCCGCGCUGAACCAGAUGGCGAAGGCGAGGAGGAGGCGUCGCGUGCCGCCGUUCGGGGAGUGGAACUACAACUACCACCACGACGCGCCGGAGGGGACAGCGGCACCGCCGCCGGCCGCGUGGUACGCCACGCCGGAGCCGGAGGCCUGCAGCGACGUGUGGUUCAGGUACUCGCCGCCCCCGCGCAAGUCCACGCCCAAGAAGCAUGCGAGGAGGCGGCCCGAGGGCGACGUCGCGGACGCAGCCGCGGCCAAGAACGGCGGCUCCAGGAGGGUGGUGCGGCCGGUCGACGGGGACCUGUACCAGGUGCCGCCACCGCCGGAGCUCGCCCCCCACCGGGGGCCGAGGAAGACGAGGAGCCUGUGGAUGGGGUGCCUUGGUCUCAACUCAUGCGUCGCCUCCUGAACCGGAACUCAUGCGUGAUGAUGGAUGGGAAUGGGAUGCUGCCUGCGUGUUCAUCGGCAGUGUUUACUUGCCAUUUCUGUUGGAUAUACACUCCAGUUCUGUCCAGUUGGUAACAAAGGUGGUUUUAGAAUCUCGACGUAAUUUUUAUUAAUGCUAUGUUUGAUGCGUUUAGUACUUCCGGUGAAGUUUGAUGAUAGCUCUAAAUCAUUUUUCGCAAGAGAGAGAGAGAGAUCUGUCUCUCCGAGUGUAUGCCCUUUCUUGGCCUGUGGUAAGAUGGUUGUUAGAAUUUUCCUUCAUUCUGUGUAACGUGGCAACAUCUCGUCCUGUGCUACCAAUGCCUUGGUUACCCGGAAUCGCUUCUGAUAAA
This is a messenger RNA of Hordeum vulgare subsp. vulgare (domesticated barley), 891 nucleotides long. RefSeq lists its product as uncharacterized. NCBI's taxonomy places the organism in Eukaryota, Viridiplantae, Streptophyta, Magnoliopsida, Poales, Poaceae. Bases 135 to 524 code for a protein of 129 amino acids. The record is from RefSeq and is a predicted model, not a curated record. The transcript has 3 exons.